UUAUAGGGCUUGACAAAGCCUGUCAAGUUCUCGCUGUAUCUCCCCCAUUGUUGGGAAGACGUGUUUUGUCUCAAGGGCUUCUCGAAAAAGUGCAAAGUCCCUCUUAUUCUCGCAAUCUCUGUCCAAUUUUCCUCAAUAGAUGUGAUCUCUGGUGAUUACUAUAUCCGAAAAAUAUGAAGUGGUUUCUCUGGUUGUUCAAUUUAGGCGUUUUCUACGUCGCUGUCCAUGGCAGGAGGGACGUUAGACGGAAGCUCACUGCCCAACUCAAUCCGGGCUGCCCAGAGAACAUCUGUGGUAAUGACGUACUGGGAAAUAUUACAAAUGUGGUACAUGUGACGUCCUUGGGUGCCAGUGACGCCAUUCACUAUGUUUGGGAUCUCACGGGGAAGCCGUCUGCCUUGGUGGCUCUGUGUGGACUUGAAUCGAAGCUCAAUAUCAGAUGGGAUGAUUUCUUUGAAGGCAAGGAUUACAGUGUCAGCUUCUCGGAAAGUCCUAGGUAUACUUUUGGUGUGGUUCUCAGUCGCCUCUGGGAGUACAAUGAUGAGGAUGAUGUUGGUACAUUUACUGUGACCAAUGCUAGUCAGAUUAAUUCCUUCAGUCUUCGUCAAUUUGAGUGGGAAAGGCAAAAAUUUGAUGCAUCGGAUGACUUUGUUGAGCUCUCUGUCAAAUCACAGGGCGUGAAGGAUCUCAAGGGGAACUUUGAACUGUCUCUGGCAACUUUUGCGACGCCAGAUCACGGUCCAAUGACACCCCAUCUCAUGCACACCGAAAACUCUACACAGAUUGAUCUCAUUCUCGAUUCUGUGCUCACAAAUGAGACCUUCGAGAAUCCCCGAUUUGCCAUAGAAGUCAUCCUUGUGGCCAUGGAGCCCCACAGAGAUAACUACACUGUGGUGGUGAGGAAGAGCCUCGAUGAUGAAUUUACACCUGGCAUCUUCAAGAUCGUUAAUGUGGCCUCACCAGCCUCCGUAAAUGCAAGUUCCGGCGGAUAUCUUCAGUAUCGUCCCGUGUCGUAUACACAUGAAGAACGGGAUGUCAGUACAUCUACCCAGACAUACCAAAGCUCACCAGCCACUCCAAACAAUGCCAUUACGAAGCUCAAGAAUACCCUAUUUCGCUCAAUUUUCGGUGAUUCAGUGGAGACAAUGCUUGUACAGACGCUCAAUGUUUCUUUCGGCGCCAGCGGAGAUGGAUUUUACACCAAAUACAACUAUACCACUUGGACUUUCGUUGUUGGAUACGGAGCUCCAUUGCCGGACAAAUUGUCCUUGUUUGUUGUCGUUGUAGCUACAAUUGGACUGGGAGUGCCUCUAUUGCUCCUCUUCUGUGGCGGAUGCUAUGUAUGUGUUAAACGCGUGAGAAGCACCUCCUAAGAUAUUACCAUUUCCAUCCUCUAUCCCACUUUUAAUUCCGCCUCUCCGUGAGAUUGAUCUAUUUGUGAAGGAAUUCAAUGUGAAUUGAUGAGUAUUAAGCUUGCGCCAGAUGUGGUGAGUUCUAGUGCUAUUUGUGCACGAUUUAGGAGCAAAUUUUUACACAAAUCACCCUAAUUUGUAUAUUUUUUAAUGAGAGAUUUAGUUUAAUUGAGUGCCUUUAACUUAUUGUUAAUAUAUAUAGGAGAAGAAAAGACAAAGUUAUCUAUAUCUCACAAACUCAUGUUAAUUGUACAUUUUUAUCUAUUCGAAUAAAAUACAUGCUCAACUC
Phlebotomus papatasi is the source of this 1701-nucleotide messenger RNA. RefSeq names its product glycosylated lysosomal membrane protein B-like. The record is from RefSeq and is a predicted model, not a curated record. NCBI's taxonomy places the organism in Eukaryota, Metazoa, Arthropoda, Insecta, Diptera, Psychodidae. Gene Ontology annotation, cellular component: lysosome. Bases 174 to 1373 code for a protein of 399 amino acids. The transcript is spliced from 4 exons.